CAUACUUUCCUUUUCACCAACAUGGUGACCCGCAGGAGAUUAUUUUGAUUUUCUGUCAUAUUAUCAGCAUGUCUUCACAGAUGGCAGAUGUAGCCAUCCAUAAUCUUGGGAAAAAAGACAGAAGUAGAAUGAAGCGAAAGCGACCUAGAAGAAAGUCAAAAGAAUUUCCUGCUGGUAGCACCUUAGACAAGCCAGCGUGUAGCUCAUCAGUAGAUGGACAGCGAAGGAUCAAGAAGAAAAGAAAGAGACGGAAAUUAAAUCGAGUAACAGAAAAUGGCGGUGGGAAAUGUGAUGAAAAUGUACACAAUUUGACUGCAAAAUUGAAAAGUGUUUUCACGAAAACCAGCGAGUUGAAACAAAAUCGGAAGCAAAUCGCCAGAUCUAAACGAGAAACAGUUAAGUCAGCUGUAACGCAAGAGGAAUGUCAGACUGGUGACAUUUUGAACGUCAGUAAUUCUACCUACAUUGCUCUCGAUUGUGAAAUGGUUGGAGUUGGUCUGAGAAAACAUGAAGCAUUAGCUCGGUGCUCCCUUGUUGACUACGAGGGGAACAUCCUAAUGGACGAGUAUGUGAGACCGACUGAGCCGAUCACAGACUACCGUACAAAGUGGAGUGGGAUUCGUCCGUCAGACAUGUACUGGGCAGUGCCGUUCUGCGUUGUCCAGGACCAUGUGCGACGGAUUUGUCAGGACAAGAUUAUUAUUGGCCAUGCGGUGCACAAUGACUUCAGAGUUCUACUGCUAAACCAUCCCAAACAUCUAGUAAUGGACACCUCGUUCUUCAAACCACUGCGGGUGAAAGCUGGGUUAGACCCUACCAAAACGGCAUCAUUAAAGCACCUCACAUUGGCACUAUUAGGACGGAGCAUCCAGAAAUUCACGCACUGUUCGGUGGAGGACGCGCGGGCUACGAUGGAGAUCUUCAGGAGCGUGCAGCAGCUGUGGGAGUGCGAGCGUGGCAUCACGAACAGCUGCACCGCUGCCGCGGCCACAGCAGCGGACCCCGUGUGCGACUCCGGAUACAGCAGCACCACCGAGACUGCCGCCUCGUUCCUCGAGGACGAGUUCUGGCCAGACGAUCUCAAUUAAUGACGACCGCGCCUAUUGUUGGCCAUCAUACUCGGAAUAGUUAUUUUUACCGCGGUAGAAGUAUUUCAACCGCGGUUAAAUUAUGGCCCUUUUACGCAAUCAGAGGCCUCGUUACACAUAAUUUAACCGCGGUAAAAAUAAUUUAUCCGCAGUAAAAAUAAUUUAUCCGCAGUUGAAUUAUAUGUAUAACAACCUCGGAUUGGAUAAAAGGCCAAUAAUUAUACCGCAGUAAAAAUAAUUAUUUCUAAGUACGAUGGCCAACCAUACGCGCUGGCUCGUCAACAAAACAGCGUCGCGAAUUUACAAGUGUUCUUGUGUGUUUGUUAGUUUGGUUCAGAACCCACUGAUGAUCGACAGGAUAUGCAGCGGGUCGUUUUACACCGUCGGCUUACGGCGAAAGGUUGCUACGUUUAGCGAUGCUUUGCGGGCAUGAACGCGUGCGUCAAUAGGUAUUGCACGUGUGCUCAACUAGAACUGAUGACGGUUGCUGGUCUUCCAUUGCGUUCGCGUUAACUGGCUGUUAUGGGGGUAAGGACGUAAAAGUAAUAAAUGCGUGGGCACAAAAUAAAAAACGGAAGUUUUUUGUUGUAGUUGAAGAGAUUUGGUGUCGCGUUGGACUGCCACUGUAACAUCCACCCCUUGCUUUUCCCACCACAGCUGGAUAUAAAGUAAACACUACAGCAGACACACUUAUUUAGUUCGUAUUCCUGUAUUCGAGACGAGAAUGUAUUUUUCAUAAUAAAUAAUCUCACUACAAGUAACCUAGUA
Priapulus caudatus is the source of this 1856-nucleotide messenger RNA. Its product is annotated as RNA exonuclease 4-like. NCBI's taxonomy places the organism in Eukaryota, Metazoa, Priapulida, Priapulimorpha, Priapulimorphida, Priapulidae. Gene Ontology annotation, cellular component: nucleus. The transcript is spliced from 5 exons. The coding region runs from base 69 to 1088 and encodes 339 amino acids. Gene Ontology annotation, biological process: rRNA processing. The record is from RefSeq and is a predicted model, not a curated record. Gene Ontology annotation, molecular function: 3'-5' exonuclease activity; nucleic acid binding.